AUGAUCCCCGAGAAACAGAUCCCCACCAAGGCAUUCGUGGUUGAGAAACCAGGGACGCCAUUUGAGCUCCAGGAUGUCGUUCUCGAUGAAGUCCGCGAGAACGAAGUGUUGGUUGAAAUGAAGUAUACAGGCCUAUGCCACACGGAUCUUGCCGUCCAGCAAGGUGUCAUCUCCCUCGGCGACUUCCCCGUCGUGCUUGGCCACGAAGGCGCCGGCAUCGUGCGCCGGAUCGGAACCCGCGUCCAAGAUAAGACGCUGCGCGAAGGUGACAUAGUCUUCCUGAGCUUUACUUCCUGUUAUAGAGACGCCUGUACAGCGUGUCACGAAGGCCGGACCGGCUUCUGUCGCAAUUUCACCGAGAUCAACUUUGGCGGCGCGCGCGGGCUCUCCGCCGCCGACUCGCCCAUCUCGCUGUCUGGAGGCGAUCAGCGCGCUGUACGGGCCCAGUUCUUUGGCCAGUCGUCGCUGAGCAAGUUGGCCGUGGUGGCUGAAACGUCGAUCGUCAAGUGCCCCUCAGAGUCUGGGAUCACCGUCGCCGAUCUAGAGCACCUCGCGCCACUAGGGUGUGGAUACCUCACUGGAGCUGGGACAGUUCUCAACGUCCUCAAGACGAAGCCGAAGACCCGCUUUGUGGUGCUGGGUAUGGGUGCCGUGGGGCUGGCAGCGAUGCUAACGGCUCGGGCCCAAGGCGUCGAGACCAUUGUCGCAGUCGAUAUCGUGGACGCGAAGCUCGAGCUGGCAGCCUCCUUGGGGGCAUCGCACACGUUGAACACGAAGCAGCAGCCCGAUCUCGUGAAGGGGUUGCGUGGCCUGUUCUCCGAGGGUGUGGAUCAUAUCCUGGACACGACAGGUGUCAUACCCCUGCUCGAAGCAUCGGUUCAAGCCUUGGGGCACGAGGGUACCUUGGCCAUCGUGGGCAUUGCCCCUGUUGGCUCGAGUCUCAAUAUCAACCCAAGGGACAUUUUGGUCUCCUGCAAGCGUAUUCUGGGUGUCAUUGAGGGAAACUCAAAUCCGGCCUUGCUUCUGCCAUACCUGAUCAAUCUGUACAAACAAGGGAAAUUCCCCAUCGAUAAGUUCUCCAAGGCAUAUGAUGCCGAUUCAAUGGACCAGGCAUUGAAGGACUUGCAUACUGGCAAGGUUAUCAAGCCGGUGAUUAGAUGGAUGGACCUAUAA
This is a messenger RNA of Penicillium alfredii, 1173 nucleotides long. Its product is annotated as NAD(P)-dependent alcohol dehydrogenase. The coding region runs from base 1 to 1173 and encodes 390 amino acids. The transcript is spliced from 4 exons. The record is from RefSeq and is a predicted model, not a curated record. NCBI's taxonomy places the organism in Eukaryota, Fungi, Ascomycota, Eurotiomycetes, Eurotiales, Aspergillaceae. Gene Ontology annotation, molecular function: oxidoreductase activity; zinc ion binding.